Messenger RNA from Benincasa hispida (wax gourd), 519 nucleotides. RefSeq lists its product as uncharacterized. The record is from RefSeq and is a predicted model, not a curated record. NCBI's taxonomy places the organism in Eukaryota, Viridiplantae, Streptophyta, Magnoliopsida, Cucurbitales, Cucurbitaceae.
AUGGAGUUUGCUUAUAAUAUCAAUUACAAGGCUACCAUCGGCAUGUUGCCAUUUGAGGCGCUUUAUAGAAAGAGUUGCAAGUCUUCUAUUUGUUGGGAUGAGGUAGGACAGAGGAAGUUGCUAGGGCCUGAGCUAGUACAAAUCAUAAACGAGGCAAUACAGAAUAUUAGAGCUUGUAUGCGAACAACUCAGAGAAAACAGAAAAGUUAUGUCGAUGUUAGGUGUAAGGACCUACAAUUUGAAACUGGUGUUAAGAUGUCCUUAAAGGUAGCACCUAUGAGAGGUGUUCUGAGGUUUGGAAGAAAAGGAAAGCUAAGUUCGCAAUUCAUUGGACUUUUCGAGGUAACAGAUCCAUCACAUGUGGUGGAUUAUGAACCAUUAUGGUUAAAUGAGAUCUUGAGUUAUGAAGAGAAACCUGUAGAAGUUCUCACCAGAGAUGUGAAAAUGUUACACAGUAGGGAGAUAACACUUGUGAAGGUUAUGUGGCAGAAUCACCAGUUGAAGGAGGCUACGUGCUAG